AUGCAAACUCCCUUAGCUCGGACUCGACAGAUAGCUCGACUUGCCUUACCUUCACUAAGAGCAGAAACGAAACCUCCACUCUGCUCAAGAUGUCUUCAUGCUCUUCAGCUUCGAACUUACACUACCAGAAUUCAGAACACUCAGAGAACAAGAAAGACUUGUUCGGAAUUCUCCUCGAAAGAAAGAUGGGUACCUGUGCCUCCUUCUAGCUCUUCGUCACGAUCACAGCCUUCAAUAACUGAUCAAUUACUCAAAACCGAAUUUGAAACCAUCGUCGACUCAUCAUCUUCCGCCAUUCUACUUGACGAUAUUAAAAAGGCCAUAUCGGCGAUAUAUCCAUUGAUAUACCGAAGAGAACUUCGACCAUUACUUGAUCCUUACUUGGAAGAAAUAUCACUUACACUUUCAAACAAAGCUGAAUCAUGCAAUUUGUCAGAAGAGGCGACAAGGCAAUUGAUAACUAUAUUGAACCACUGCUGGACCCGAUCCAUAUUUCUUGAAUCUCCAAAAGAAAAGGUUCAUUCGAUAGAAAAGUCUUAUGCUGGAUAUCUAUUUCGUCAAUGUACCAAUACCCAAUACACGCCAAAUUUAACGAAUUAUCUGAAUAUACUACAAUCUGCAAUAGAGAAACAAAAUAAACACACUCAACCACUACUCAGUAAAGAAUUAACUUCUGCUUGGAUAGUAUUAAGAACCAAGUUGAACAUAGAAAAGAAAUUAAGGUUUACUUUCAAUGGACCAUCAAUACAAAGUGUCGAAGUCUAUUUGAAGGAGAUCAUUAAAGAAGAGGAGGUGGAGACUUAUCUGAUUAUGAUGAGAAUCUUAUUCAAAUCUCAGAAAAGGGAGAUUGGAGAUAUCGAAACUCAAAUCCAAAAUCUUCGCAGAAAGAAUGAUUAUCAAGGUAUAACAUCUUUAUGGGAAGAAUACAAAUCACAAUUAACUAUCAAGAAAUCUUCGAAUGACUCGAAAGAACAGGAUAAUACUUUAUCCGUUUUUCUCAGGAUCUUCAAGCGAUCAUCUUCAGCUUCUCAAUCUUUCGAUAAACAAUUCAAUGAGGUUUUGUCAUUUUGUGCUCGACCAUACUCGAGAGUCACCUCGCAGACCUUACUAGCUCUUCGAGUAAAACCAGAUCCUACAGCUUUAAAAGCAGGACACGAGGUCAUAUCUCUUGAUCAUGAAGAUAUCGUCUCGUCAAAAUCGGAUAACGCAUUGGACAACUUGAAGAGCAUAUGGAAUGAAAUGGGUGAAAAAGAUUUGAAGAUGUACAUGAUUUACCUAGAAGGUUUAGGCAGAUUAGGCGAUUUAGGGGGAUUGAAGGAAGCUUGGAAUCAACUAGUUAAAGAUGAGAAGACGAAAGCGAUUUAUCUCGAGGAAGAGAGGUUAUCCCCCUCAGCGCCUUUCCCACCCGUCCAGGCUCUCAAUCAAAUGAUCUCGGCCUGUCUUCUCAUCCCUGAUGGUCCCGCAAUCGCGCUUGAUCUUUUCGGUCAAGCAGCUUCGCCAUUAUCCACAAUUCCAAUCAACCUGAUUACCAUCAACACGAUCCUGAGACAUCAUGCACGUCAAGCUGAUCUACCAUCAAUGUCAUCAUUAUUCACUUUAGCUGAAAAGCUAAAACUGAAACCCGAUGUAGUCACAUAUACUACACUAGUUCAAGGACUACUUCGAGGUGGUAAAGUUGAAUUAGCUAAAAAGGUUUUGGAGGAUAUGUCAAGUCAAGGAAUAUCACCAAAUGAAAGAAUGUGCUCAAUGUUAAUUGCAGAUUUAGCUAAAAGUGGAUCAUCGAAAUCGUUAUCUUACGCGGAAGAAUUAUUGAGACUUAUGAUAAGAAAGGGUAUGAAAACGAAUGAAGUCACUUGGACAGGAUUAAUAUCAGGUUAUUUCAAAGGAGGAUGGGAAAGAGAUGGAUUCGAGACUAUCUCAAGAAUGGAAAGAGCAGGUCAUAAAUUAAAUAGAAUAGGUUGGAACAUGUGUUUAAAACAGUAUUCAAAAUCAAAUGGUGAUAACAUAUUAGAAGUUUGGAAUAAAUCUUUGAAAGAAGGUAUUUCACCAAAUAGUGAUUCUUAUUUCUUAGUUUUGAAUCCAUUGGUAGCCAUGAAGAAAUGGGAUGAAGCGUAUCAAGUCAUCAAUGAAAUGAAUAAAAGACGUUUUAGACCUGAAAAGGGAACUCUAAGAAAUUUGGUCGAACGAGUAAAGUAUAGAAGGUGA
This is a messenger RNA of Kwoniella shivajii, 2205 nucleotides long. RefSeq lists its product as uncharacterized. Gene Ontology annotation, molecular function: protein binding. The record is from RefSeq and is a predicted model, not a curated record. The coding region runs from base 1 to 2205 and encodes 734 amino acids. NCBI's taxonomy places the organism in Eukaryota, Fungi, Basidiomycota, Tremellomycetes, Tremellales, Cryptococcaceae. The transcript has 3 exons.